AUGGCCACGAAAAUAUGCUCCGAAGUUAUAUAAAAAAAAAUAAAAAUGGGACAGAAGUGUAAGAUAUUAUUAUAGCUUCAUUUGCAAAUGGCAAUGAGCUCAAUUCAUAUGUUGCACGUUUCUUCCUUCCAUUUGUGUUUCCCAAAUUCAUCAAACUUUGAAGUAUCGAAGUUCUCACCACAAUUUAAGCCUCUGAAUGCCAUUCCUCUCAGAGGAGCAAAACACUGCAUUGUUAAAUUUCCUAGAGAAAGAACGAGAACCAGAGCAACCCUUGAUGAUGUUGAAACAGACCAACUUUCCUCAACCCCACUUGUUGAGAACGAGAAACCCGAUAAGGAAGUAGAGGAAAGUGUGAAAGUGUUAAAAAAUGCAGCUAAGACAAGGAAGGUAGCAGCAGAGGAGGUUCUUUCUGCACUGUCUAUCAUUGAGAAGGCAAAACUAGAUCCUUCUGGCUUUCUUGAAACCCUUGGGGGAAAGGAAUCCCCUGGGAGGACCUGGAUGCUAAUUUUUACUGCCGAGAAACAAUUGAAAGGUGGUCGAUAUUUUCCUCUCACAGCUAUUCAGAGGUUUGAUGCUGCUGCAAAGAGGAUCGAAAAUGGAGUAUAUCUUGGACCCAUUGGACAGUUAACAUUUGAAGGCAGACUUUCAUGGAAAAAGAGAAUACUGGCUUUUGUUUUUGAGAACCUUCGAAUAAAAGUUGGACCUUUGAAUCCUCUACAAAUCAGUCUAGGAAAAAAGGAAGACAAGGAACCGAGUACCAAGGAUCCAUUUUUCAUCUGGUUUUAUGUUGAUGAGGAAAUAGCUGUUGCUCGAGGACGGAGUGGAGGAACUGCAUUUUGGUGUCGAUGUCGUCGUGUCAGUAACUGAUUCUUUCUAACUUUCUUCCGUUUCUACUUCUAACUUUGAAUGGAAAGAGUCAUGUAUAUAUGUAAGCACUGAAGUUUAGUUGGACGUAAACAUGUUUGUACUUGUAUUCUGUAUAGUUAUUUGCAUAAAUUCCAGGAAACUAAAAUAUAAUUCGGAUCGAAGUUUGUGAUGUGUUUCACGAUA
This is a messenger RNA of Cajanus cajan (pigeon pea), 1050 nucleotides long. Its product is annotated as microbial collagenase. The record is from RefSeq and is a predicted model, not a curated record. Lineage: Eukaryota; Viridiplantae; Streptophyta; Magnoliopsida; Fabales; Fabaceae.